AUGGCCUAUAGAGGCAGUUCCGGUGUUCAGGUUGUCGAAAUCAAGGUAGGCGACCUGCCCAAUCCCAGUCUCAACCUGCCCAAUGGCGGUAGCGCGCCCCGCCGCAUUCCUCCGAAUGAUAAACGCGAAACGGUGGAAGCUCUUCUCGAAACGAAACCACCUACUGCGACUGCGGAAAUGAUGCCGUGGCUGGGCAGUCAUUCAUUCACGAUGCGCUGCUCCAUUCUUGCGUUUGCGUCUGUCGCACUCGCUGCUAGGCCGUUUUUGAACGAGCCGGAUACUGGGAUUGACGAAGUCCUCGGCUCCACUGCCAAUGGCACUCUCCCGCCGUUGGACAAGAUCAUCGGGCUGCCCGAUUUUGACUGGGCGGCGCGCCGCAAGAUGACCCCACAGAACUACACCUACUACCGCAACGGAGCGGCGGGAGAGUGGUCCUAUAGGAACAAUCUUGAAGUGUACCAACGCUUCCGCCUACGACCGCGUGUAUUGGUUGACAUCACCAACAUCGAAAGCACUCUCCCGACAACCAUCCUAGGUCACAACUUCUCCGCCCCCUUCUUCAUCGCGCCCUGCGCCCGCGGUGGCUACGCUCAUCCCGAUGCCGAGCUCAACUUCGUCAAGGGCGCGGCGUACGGCGACAUCCUCUACAUGGCGUCCAUCCUCGGAACCAAGACCAUUGAUGAGAUUGCCGCCGCAAAGGGAAACAGCUCUCAAGUUUUGUUCCAGCAGGUCUACCUCUCGGAAAACAUCACCGAGACUCAAGAGUUGUUCAAGCACAUUGAGGAGCUCGGGUCCAAGGCGAUCGUUUUGACUGUGGACUCGGCGGCAGAUGGAAACAGACACCGCGCGGCACGGUACGGUGUUGGUUCGGCGGACAGCUCGUACAGCUACUUGACCUGGGACUUGUACAAGCAACUCAGCAACAUGACUUCGCUCCCGAUUAUACCGAAGGGUAUCCAGACCGUGGACGAUGCUCGCCUCGCCGUAAAGGCUGGUGCGAAGGCGAUUUACCUCUCCAACCACGGUGGCCGCCAGCUAGAUACCACACCUUCUUCACUCGAAGUUGCCUUGGAGAUCUACCAAGAGGAGCCUAGCCUCUUCCAGCAGGUUGAGGUGUACGCUGACGGAGGCGUACGCUACGGCGCUGAUGCAUUGAAGCUACUUGCGCUCGGCGUAAAGGCAGUUGGUCUGGGAAGACCGUUCAUGCUCAGCAAUGUGUAUGGCGUGGACGGAGUCAAGAAGGUGAUUGACAUCACGAAGCAUGAGAUUGCUAUUGAUGCGGCGAAUCUGGGUGUGGGCGACCUGAAGAAGAUCGGCCCUGAGUAUGUGAACUGGAAGAGCGUGAAUGUUUGGUUCAGCUAG
This is a messenger RNA of Didymosphaeria variabile, 1362 nucleotides long. RefSeq lists its product as uncharacterized. Gene Ontology annotation, molecular function: oxidoreductase activity. The coding region runs from base 1 to 1362 and encodes 453 amino acids. The record is from RefSeq and is a predicted model, not a curated record. The transcript is spliced from 4 exons. NCBI's taxonomy places the organism in Eukaryota, Fungi, Ascomycota, Dothideomycetes, Pleosporales, Didymosphaeriaceae.